CUUUGAAGAUUUCAACUGCCGAGCGGAUCUUCCGCCAGCAGUCGGGAGCGCGUCGAGUGGCUGGUUGAUGCUCUCAAGACGUAUCCAUCUCAUUGAUAAAGUGCAGACGAACCCUGGAGGAUGGUGGAGAAGCGAGGAAGCAAGAUCGCGAUUGCGCCGCAUACGCUUGAGUUUGCGCCUGCGUGCAAGCAACUAUCGUUGGUUCUGUUGGCCAUCUUCGUCAUCAGCUUCACGGUUACCUGGUACAAAGUUUGGUGGGAUACGCUCAUCAGCAUCGGGGUAAUGGCCUACGGCUAUUGGGUACUGAGAGACACCAACCCGGCAAACCUUGAUCCAACUCGAGUGCGCCGCUUCCACUACGGCACGAUCCUCAGCUUGGUCUGUCACAUCAUCGCAGUAGGCGAGACCACAUACAUGGUCAUCAAGCUGUACUUGCUGGACAAAAUCGUCGACGUCGAGGAAGGUCCAGGCGUCCCGCUCUUCGUGUUCCUCUACUUGUUCCUGCUGUUCGAAAUCGGUGUCACGUCCUUCGCAGUGGAGAGGACGUAUAACCUUUGCCAGGAGAUCUCGCGCAACGAGUAUUUCUUGCAGAGCGAGGCUCGCGUGUAAUCGACGACAACUAGCGCAAUAUCUCUAUUGGCGUACGCAGAGUUUUUAUCUAACGUUAGUUGGUAGCUGUGUCAUAGCACUCAUUUCCUUGAUUUGUAGUGUUCUCAAGCAUCCAAGUCCCGUUCAGUCAGACCAUAAGACAACACAUUUAUUCAUCAUACUUCUCUUCCUGCA
Molecule: messenger RNA, 783 nt
Organism: Phytophthora nicotianae INRA-310
Lineage: Eukaryota; Oomycota; Peronosporomycetes; Peronosporales; Peronosporaceae
Exons: 3
Coding region: 121-609 (162 amino acids)
Source: RefSeq, a predicted model, not a curated record